GGCGUGGGGACUACAACGCCCACAAGCGUCCUCUCACUGCGCGUGCGCGGAGCGGGUAACGGGAGCUGUCCGCGUCGGUAGUGCUGCUCUGAUUUCGUUGAACGCGUGAGAGUGGGUUUAUGGACGCGAUGGAAGAAGAACUGAAAUGCCCGGUUUGCGGUUCUCUCUUCAAGGAGCCGAUUAUUUUACCGUGCUCUCACAAUGUCUGCCUGGCGUGCGCUCGGAACAUCAUCGUGCAGACUCCGGAGGGAGAGACCCCUCCGCAGAACCGAUGCUCCUCGGACUAUGACUAUCUGGAUAUGGACAAGAUGAGCAUGUACAGCGAGACGGACAGCGGCUACGGCUCAUACACCCCCUGCCUGAAGUCUCCCAACGGGGUGCGCGUGUUCCCGCCGGCCCUGCUGCACCGCCACUGCUCCAUCACCUGCCCGCUGUGCCACCGCAGCGUGUCCCUGGAGGAGCGCGGGCUCCGCGGCUUCCAGCGCAACCGGCUGCUGGAGGCGAUCGUGUCCCGCUACCAGCAGAGCCGCGCCGCGUCCGUCAAAUGCCAGCUGUGCGACCGCAAUCCGGUGGACGCCACGGUGAUGUGCGAGCAGUGCGACGUGUUCUACUGCUCUCCGUGCCAGCAGCGCUGCCACCCCUCCCGCGGACCGCUGGCCAAGCACCGGCUGCUGCCGCCGGCUCCGGCGCAGGCGGGUACCGCGCAGCCGGCCGGCGCCUCCGCGCGCAAACAGGUGACCUGCGUGGAUCACGAAGCGGAGAACUACAGCAUGUACUGCGUCUCCUGCAAGACCCCCGUGUGCUACCAGUGUCUGGAGGAGGGCAAACACGGCAAGCACGACGUGAAGCCCCUGGCCGCCAUGUGGAAACAGCACAAGUGCCAGCUGUCCCAGGCAUUGAAUGGAGUGUCUGACAAAGCCAAGGAGGCCAAGGAGUUCCUGGUGCAGCUGAAGAACCUGCUUCAGCAGAUACAGGAGAACGGCGUUGAAUUUGAGGCAUGUCUGGUCGCUCAGUGUGACUCUCUGAUUGAAGCGCUCACUCGGCAGAAGGCCAAACUGCUCACCAAGGUCACAAAGGAGAAAGAGAGUAAGCUGAAGACCGUGAAGGAUCAGAUAACUCACUGCACCAUGAAGCUCCGACAGACCACAGGAAUGAUGGAAUUCUGUCUGGAGGUUAUUAAAGAGAAUGAUCCCAGUGGAUUUCUACAGAUCUCAGAUGCGUUGAUAAAGCGUGUUGUGGUGUCUCAGGAACAGUGGGUAAAAGGUGCAUUGGAGCCAAAGGUCUGCCCUGAAUUCGCCUUGACCGUCAACACAGAUCCUCUGAUGCAGUCCAUUCUCCAGCUGGACUUCACCCAGAAUAAAGCGGAAACCUCCACAGUGCCUCCUGCACCACUGCUGCAGCUGGAAAAGUGCUGCAUGCGGAACAACAGCGCCACUCUGGCCUGGAGGAUAACUACGGUCCAAGCCCUGCCUGUGGAGGGUUACGUGCUAGAGCUGGAUGACGGGAAUAGCGGACCUUAUCGGGAAGUCUAUGUUGGAAAAGAGACCAUCUGUACUGUGGACGGCCUUCAUUUUAACAGUUCAUACAAUGCUCGAGUAAAAGCGUACAACUCUGCUGGAGUUGGAGCGUACAGCAAAGUUGUUGUUUUGAAGACAUCUGAUGUUGCAUGGUUUACCUUUGACCCUACAUCAGCUCACAGAGACAUUGUCUUAUCUAAUGAAAACCAGACUGUGACUUGUAACAGUUACGAUGAUCGCGUGGUGCUCGGGACAGCUGCCUUCUCCAAGGGCGUGCAUUACUGGGAACUUAGUGUGGAUCGCUAUGACAACCAUCCCGACCCCGCGUUCGGUGUGGCACGGAUUAAUACGAUGAAGGAUAUGAUGCUAGGGAAGGACGACAAGGCCUGGGCCAUGUAUGUGGACAACAAUCGCUCCUGGUUCAUGCACAACAACUCCCACACCAACAGGGCUGAGGGUGGCAUCACAAAGGGUUCGACUGUGGGGAUUCUGUUAGACCUGACGAAACAUACCCUGACCUUCUUCAUCAACAAACAGCAGCAUGGACCCGUGGCUUUCGAGAACCUGGAGGGUGUGUUCAUGCCCGCAGUUAGCCUCAACCGCAAUGUCCAGGUGACUCUAAUCACUGGUCUGGAAGUCCCAAAAAGCAUCAUGUGAUCAUCUCGGACCAAUGAGAAUGAGCCAGACCUUUCUUGUUGAACAAAUCAGUGCUCUAGACUACCGCACUGACCGCAUAAUGGUUAUAUUAAUGAUAUUUUCCCCUCAUGGUCAUAUGGGUGAUUUGCAUUUCAGUGUUUACAAAUCAUUCCCAUGUUUACAGAAAAGCAAACCGAGAUGUCCCCACGGGGCCAAAACUGGAGUCGGACCCAAAAGCACUUUGAAGUAGAGUUAUGCCUCUUUUUCAUACCUCCAACGGAAGAUAGCACAGUUUCAAAAACAAAUUUGGAUUAAAACCAACUUAUCAGCCAUUUGAUAUGUUACCAAUGGAACACAGACGAUAGUCAUCAAACGACUGUGAGACUAAAAAGUGUUUCAGGUUAAUCUCACAUGCUACACCAAUCUCAGGUUUACUCACCUUUAAUGUGCUUCAAAAGACCUCAGACCAUGAAUCUGGGGAGCUGGGAUCGAAGUUCACCGUUCCACAAGUAAAAGUGUAAAUUGCUAUCGCUAAGUUCUGCUGAAUUAGCUGCACAAUUCGAGGAAAAAAAUAAUGAUCGUAGCACAAACAGCGCCGGACGCGUUACAUUCUGAAGUGUAAUACUUAACGUAUGCACAGUUGUCUUAGCAAACAGCACUAAAACUAAAACGCAAGAAAAAACAGAAAUGAUAUAAUACCUGCCAUUAGAGAUAGACUGUGCCCUCACCGCCAAGUAGACUCGGCCUUGGUGCUUUAUAUGAGCCACAGUUGUGAAUAUUUAGCCAGAAUCUCAACUCUGAGGUCUCCUUACACUGUGACCGACAUAUUCCUUAAAAAUCUCAAAGCUGAAGCAUGUAAUUUUAAGUUAAUUUCACAGAAAGGUGUACACACGGACUCAAAACAUUGUUCCGUUUGUUUGAGCUUCUCCUGGCAACUCAACCAGUAGUGAGCGUUUAGGGCGGGGCUGUCUGUAUUUCUGACCAAUGACAAAUAAGUGGUCGGAAUACCUGUUUGAAAACAAUCGCCAUAUUUGUUAAAAUGCAGAAAUGCACGCUUCAACUUUAAAUACAUGCUUCACGGGCUUCAUGCACCUCGAUAAAACGAAACGAUCGCUUCAUGAUUCAAUCAGCAUUAUUUCCACGCCGCGCUUAUUUGAACGCUUUUUUUAGAUUCUGACGUCGGAAUACAAAGUCAUACCUUGUAGUAAAAAAUACCUUGUAAAAAACAAUUGCGUUUGCAUGUUGUACAGCUGUAAAUAUGGUCAAAGCAGUGAAGCACGCAUGAGUUACACAUUCAUUAUAUUGAAUUUGUGUUACAUAGUGUGGUGGAUAAAACAGGAAUACGGCUUUUGUGUGAAAUUAUUUUCCGAUAGCGUAGCUUUGAGUUAAACCCCCCCCUAAAGCUACAUAACUCCAUAACAAAGCUUUUAUUCUCAUAAAAGCGGUCACAUUAAAUGCUAGGAGGAGUCACAUGUUGGACCUUUCGAUAGGAGAUACAAGCCUCAGCUUAUACCUCUGUUCAAAUUACAACAGUUUCAGGGAGAAACGAGAGAUAAAUGAAAGAUAUUAUAUUUAUGUUUAUUAUCCUUUCCAGACUUUAACUUACGGGAUUAUGGGAAAUAACAACCCACUGGUGAUGUAAAGCAUGGGAUGUUGUUGAUAUUUAUAACGCGUUUCUAUGAAGAGUGUAAUUAAUGUAAAUAGCUUAAGGCGACGCUUUUAUCGCGCAGUGAGUGCUUUGCUGUCAGGAGUACCAAAUUAAAACAGAGCAGGUACUGGCACUAAAUAAAAAAGAAAGAAAUACAUAAAUAAAAAAAACAAUAGAUGGAGCUGCAUUUAAAGGAAUGUUCUGGGUUCAGUCAGGGCCAUCGUCUCUUUGGAGGAGCUGAGAACGUUGCUCCAGGUCUACUGUGAUGGCAUUUCAAGUAUAAAUCACAGAAAAGUGGACCAACACCAACACAAGUAUACACACACUGUAUAUAUUUCCACUUCUUGACCCUUCAGGACAUUUCUCCCCAUCGAUUUUUUACUGUACUGUAAAAGUGCCAAGUUUAAUUAUUGUCUGUGGUGACUGCCAACAUGCCACAUAUGCCGUCCACAUGUACUUUUUUCACCUCAUCUAUCAUAUUUAUGACCAUCAGCUGGCAAAGUAAUGUCGAUGAACGCAGAAAUACAGCCAUCGAUGGAUUUAAUCCAUACAAAGUACCAGAAAACAUUUUUUACAGAUCUCAGGUUAGCCCUAAAUGUAACUUUCAUUGACGUUUAUAUAUUUCAUUUAUACAUUAAUGUAAUCCUAUUAUAUGAAAAGCACAGAUAUACAAAUAGGUAAUGUGGUUUAAAUACAUUGUUUCUGUUUGUGUAUUUUCUUUUCACAGUCAAUGCUUGCUAAUGGUCGUGGUUAUGGAUGAUGAUCUGGAAAGUCAUGUGACCAAAAAAUGGUUAAACUGAAGUUUGAGCAUUCCUUUAAAUCCAGUUUAUUCUGUUGGUGACGUCUGCCAAAACUGCCAUCUGUCCAAAAGGAUCUAUCUUGCUGAUUUAUUUAUUUUUUUUUACAGUGUCCUUUUAAAUAUCACAAUGGACUUUUUUUUGUUUGUAUUACAGUAUAUUUAAAGGUUUAUGUCGAUGUAGAUAAUAGAAACACUGGUCGUGUACUAAAUAUGAAACAAGACGCAUUAAAAACUCUUUUCUGAGACUAGAAUAAUGCAAACACGAGAACUUGACAGAGUGCAUAAUAUAUUUAUGAUAAUAAAUCGACUGUACAUUAAUAGAGAACUCAUAAGCUAAAUACGUCCCAGAAGAAUCAUGGGAGAAAGGAUGUGUAGUAUAAGGAUAUUUUACGUCUUCAGUAAUUGAGGAAGUCAACUUACCCGACUAAAUUUAUUUCAGAUAUCACACCAACUGCCAUAGCAUAAAAUGUCCAGAUCUUUAAUUUUUUUUUUCUCUACUUUUCCAGUCUUAAACAUUAGUCUGGGAAAAUGAACAUCUCGUGCUGUGCCUCAUUCACACGAAUCUGCCAAAAUUAGAGAUGUUGCUUUAUAACGCGGUGCGUUUUCACUCGGACAGGAUGUCAACAAACCUAAAACUUCGUACGAGGUUGUUUCUCAACUAUGGACUUUUUGCCCUGUGAAAUUUGGAGACCAAAAGUGACGUUUUAUGGAGUAAUGCAAUAUUGCAAUGCAUUACUUUUAAAAAUACUUUUCCUAACACUUAUAAACUGAUAUUUACCUUAUUUUUUCACUUAAUGUAGUAAGGGAUGAUGCAUGGCUAGCUGUGCAUUGAACAAAUUUAAUGCAUGAUUUGUGUCGGAUGAACCACAAAGCACAUUCAAAUGAUGUAAUGCAUCAUCCAGCUUAUACCGUGGUGGUUAUACAGCGAUUAAACGGACUACCUGUGCGUUUGAAUGCAUGCUUGCCAGCCAAUCAGAAUCAAGUAUUCAGAAAGACCCAUUAUUAAUUAAGAUAAAAUCAUAAUCCUUGGUGGAUAAAAGUGGCCAGAGUUGAAAAAGCACCCAUCGAAAGGUGAAUUACAUUGGAUUUUCAUCACAAACAGGGACACACUGAACAAAUAAGUCUCCUGAAGUGUUUGAUAUAUAGCUGUACGGUAAAUACGACUGCCUGCGAGCGUGACCAUCGACAGAAAAAAAUUCAACGGUCCAUCUGCCACUGUACCAAGCAUUUGAGGAUUUAUUUUUCUAUAUGCAGCACAUUACCUAUACGGACGUACAUUGGUCAGGUGUUCGGCCCCCAGACUGUCUCAUUGUGAAAAGUUUGGCAAAGAAAAGACAUGCCGUUUCCCUGAAGAGCCUUUCCAUUGAUCUACUGACACAAGACACACACAUAUGAACCGAGCUGUGGCGCUGUGUACCAUCAUCAUCAUCAUCAUCAUCAUCAUCAUCCUCCUUGAAGCAAACUCUAAUAUGUGGGUGCGUGUUUUUGGUGCUUUUCUUCUGUAUGUGAUCUUCAGCUCUCAUUUCCUCUUACUGAGGUGAUAUUUUGUACGUCUCUGUGGUUUGUAUAUCAAAUACAUUGUACAUGACAUUCUUUUCUUACUACUUAGCGUAGAAGAAAACCAGUGUCUUUCCCUUUUAAUAAACAAUAAAACUGUGA
This is a messenger RNA of Puntigrus tetrazona (Sumatra barb), 6259 nucleotides long. RefSeq names its product E3 ubiquitin-protein ligase TRIM9. The coding region runs from base 120 to 2174 and encodes 684 amino acids. The transcript has 10 exons. Gene Ontology annotation, molecular function: protein binding; zinc ion binding. NCBI's taxonomy places the organism in Eukaryota, Metazoa, Chordata, Actinopteri, Cypriniformes, Cyprinidae. The record is from RefSeq and is a predicted model, not a curated record.